Polyodon spathula (Mississippi paddlefish) is the source of this 420-nucleotide messenger RNA. RefSeq names its product glycoprotein hormone subunit alpha 2 (gene gpha2). The coding region runs from base 1 to 420 and encodes 139 amino acids. Gene Ontology annotation, molecular function: hormone receptor binding; hormone activity. The record is from RefSeq and is a predicted model, not a curated record. The transcript has 4 exons. Gene Ontology annotation, biological process: cell surface receptor signaling pathway. Lineage: Eukaryota; Metazoa; Chordata; Actinopteri; Acipenseriformes; Polyodontidae. Gene Ontology annotation, cellular component: extracellular region.
AUGAUUGAAGUUCACUCCGGGGAGGUCACCAUGCUUGCUGCCCGCACUCUGAUCGCCGUGGCGUUCCUCUUUGUAAUCAUGAUAUCAGAGAGCUGGAACUACGAAGCCCUGGGACCUGGCUGUCACCUGCAUCCCUUCAACGUGACGAUAAGGAGCGACCGUCGCGGGACUUGCCGUGGCACGCACGUGGUCCAGGCCUGCGUGGGGUUCUGCGAAUCCAGCGCCUUCCCCUCCAAGUACUCGGUCCUGCUGGCCAGCAACUUCCAGCACAACAUCACCUCUGUGUCCCAGUGCUGCACCAUCAGCAAGAUACAGAAGAUCAAAGUCCGUCUGCACUGUGAAGGGGAGAGACGAGAGGUGAUUGACAUCUACACUGCGGAGGCCUGUCAGUGUGACAUGUGCAGGCUGUCUCGAUACUGA